Messenger RNA from Punica granatum (pomegranate), 955 nucleotides. Lineage: Eukaryota; Viridiplantae; Streptophyta; Magnoliopsida; Myrtales; Lythraceae. The record is from RefSeq and is a predicted model, not a curated record.
CGCUGCAACUUAUCAGUGAGGAGCUGAGCUCUGAGAGAGAGAGAGAGAGAGAGAGAGGGAUAGAGAGAAUCAAUGGCCGGAAGUGACCUGGGCUGCGUGAUCGUGGCCGUGGACGGCAGCGAGGAGAGCAUGAACGCUCUCCGGUGGGCCCUCGACAACCUCAAGCUCCGACCGUCCACCGAGGAAUCUCCCAGCUCCUUCGUCAUCCUCCACGUCCAGUCUGCCCCGUCCAUCGUCGCCGGCCUCAACCCUGGCGCCAUACCCUUCGGCGGCCCCAGUGACUUUGAGGUUCCUGCAUUUACUGCGGCUAUUGAGGCGCAUCAGAAGCGGAUCACGCAGGCUAUAAUGGAUCAUGCCCAGAAGAUAUGUGCUGAGAAGAAUGCUGCGCCUAAUGUCAAAACCCAAGUGGUGAUUGGGGAUCCAAAGGAAAAGAUUUGUGAAGUUGCUGAGAACUUGCACGCUGACCUGCUAGUGAUGGGGUGCCGAGCUUUUGGUCCUAUUAAAAGGAUGUUCUUGGGAAGUGUGAGCAACUACUGCACCAAUCACGCCCAGUGCCCAGUUAUCAUCAUAAAGGACAACCCAAGUUCUUGAGCGGAAAUAUGUUUGGUGGUGUGCUACCUGUGUCUCUUCGCGACUCGUGUCUAAGCCGACAUGGAGACGAAGGAACUAUGCUUCUGCUAUACCUCGCUGAAGAUCUUAUGGUGGUUUCGGGGGGAAGAUAUGUUCAGUCUGUGCCAUCAAUCUCUUAUGAUAAAUUAUUCAAUGGUUUGCUCAAUAUUCGUUCUUUGCUUUCUCUGAUCUGUCAAUGGUGAGUAUGGACAAUCCGUUUGUUUGUCUGUACUAUAAUUAUAUCUAUAUAUAUAUAUAUAUAUAUAUAUGGUUUUGUUAUUGCUGUGUCGGUGUCUGCUUUUUGAUCAAAACAAUGGGAAAGGGAAAAAAAAAAUUUCAUUAUUUU